GGUUACCGGUUCGGUCCACUCCAGACCCAGCCAGCCGUCACAGGGCCGACCCGCUGUAACUACGCUGUAGUUCUGCUGUAGUUCGGAUAAGUAACUCUGCUGUGAUGGAUACGCCGAGUCGCCGCAUCUCACUGAGAUCUUUCAGCCUGAAUGCAGCAGCAGCUGAUGUUCCUACGUUCAUGAACGCAUCACAUGAACUCUGCUGUCUCUGAUAUUUCCUGAAACACCUGAAUUAAUGUCGCCAGGCUGCUCCCCGGUUCUCCCUCUGCUGAUGUGGUUCAGUUAUGGUCGGGUCUUUAACACAUUCAUUUUGAUGAAUCAAUUAAGACAAUUUUAAUAACAUUGUUCCCCAUGCAAACCUUCCGACCGGAACCUCUGUAUUCGUGUGUUUCCGGAAUGACAGUUAAUCUGACGCACAGAUGACAGCCGCUAGCAGAAGCCGCUCCUCUGGGCCGUUGGGGGUUAAUUUUCUCAUCUAAAGACUGUUGUUGUGCUAAAAGCUGCUAGCCUUUAGCUUUUAGCACACAGUCGGAUUAAUGUUGAUUAAUUUAGUUUUUAGGAUUUAGUUUGUUUUUGUCAGUCUGCCUGACCUGUUGGACUCUAAACCGUCCGGCUCCAGGCGAACUUGAUAAGUAUUCACAUCCCUGCAGGCGUUGAACAGGUUUUAAUUUUGAAUAUAAUCUCUGCUGUUCCAGUUUCAUACUUAUAUUAACAAUCUGCCUUUUUAAUGCUCAGAUACAUGUUUUUGAUUUAUUUUACCACAAUCCUCUGGACCAGAGAAGCUGCCAAUAACUGCACACCAUUUGUGUUGAAUCAAUGCGCUGCCAUGUUUUUAAGUCUUUAUUCUGUCUUUUUUUUUUUUUUGAAUUUCUGCAGAGUGUGGGAGAAUAAAAGCAGAUUUCUGCUAUAUUCUAACCUCAUCAGCUCUGCUGGUUCUGGACGGCAUCUUAUCCCCUGGAAGCAGCCAGAGAAAGAAAACCUGGAGAAAUCCAGAGUGCUGCGACUGGCGGAUUGAAACGGCUCCAUGUUUACCUGCAGCGUUGUCACGGUAACGGCCCAUCAAGAUGUCUCCUCAGAAACGUGCAGAGGUCUCCCAUAAAGACCCGUCUGCUGCCGGACGCAGAGGAGCCAUGAAGACCAAGAAAUGUUUCCAUCUGGCUCUUCUGGUGAUGUUGGUCUGCGACGUUCCACCGACUCCUUCCACGUUCAGCUCCUCGUCCUUCAGAGACUUUCUGGUCUCGUCUCCUCAGGAUGCUGACGGCGCCUCCAGCCAGCGGUACCCGGCCCAGACGAGCACCGGCCCAAACAGCCUGAAAAUGAAACUGCUUUACCCUCCAACUCCUCUCUGCAGCCAGGGCUUCAGGUUUCACUUCCAGCCUCAGAAUCAGGAGAUUUCCAGGUCUGGGGAGAUUUUCCACACCGCCCUGCAGAUCCUGAAAAAUGCAGCAAAGCAGAAAUAUAACAGGAACUUCACAGCAUCAGAGCUUUUGUCACGGGAAAACCUGGAGCUGCUUGCAGAGUUGUCUCAGUGUCCGACUGAAACGGAUCCAGCCGUCUGUGAAGGAAGUCAUCAUGACAAAUACCGCAGCAUAUCAGGAGUCUGCAACAACAGACAGAAUCCUGACUGGGGCGCCGCCAACACGGCUUUGGUCCGAUGGCUUCCAGCUGAAUAUGAGGACGGAGAGGAGGAACCCAGAGGCUGGGACCCCCAGCGGCUCCAUCACGGAUCCCAGCUUCCCCCGCCGCGGCAUGUCAGCAGGGAGGUGGUGAGGACUUCCUGUAAGGGCUCAGACUCUGCGUACUCCCAGCUGCUGGUGGACUGGGGUCAGUACAUCGACCACGAUGUGACCCUGACGCCGCAGAGCCUCAGCGGAGCCGCUUCCUGGGCGCAGCGGGACUGCCGCACGUCGUGUGGAAACCUGCAUCCCUGCUUCCCCAUCCAGACUCAGGACUCCCUUUGCAUGCCGUUCCAUCGCUCCACGCCGGCCUGCAGCUCCAGGACCGGCUCCGGCAUCCUGCGGGCUCUGCAGCGGCAGCAGCUGAACGCUGUCUCGUCCUUCAUCGACGCCUCUCUGGUGUACGGCCACACGCCGCAGCUGCAGCGCGACCUCCGCGACCUCUCCGGCCGCAGCGGGAAGCUGGCCGUAAACGGCCGCUUCUGGGACCGGCAGGGCAGACCUUACCUGCCCUUCGUAGCGGCGACGCCGUCGGCGUGCGGCCGGGGAGUGGAGUGUUUCCGGGCCGGAGACGGGCGGGUCAACGAGGGCCUGCCUCUGAUCGCUCUGCAUACGCUGUGGCUCCGGGAACACAACCGCCUCGCAGAGACCCUGAAGCUCAUCAACCAGCACUGGAGCCCUGAGGCCGUGUUCCAGGAGGCACGCAAGAUCGUUGGCGCCCUGCACCAGAUAAUAACGAUGAGAGAUUAUAUCCCUAAAGUAAUUGGUGUGGAGUCGUUUGAACAGCACAUUGGACCCUAUGGCGGGUACGAUCCGACGGUGGACGGCUCGGCCUCCAACGUGUUCGCCACAGCGGCCUUCAGGUUUGGCCACGGCACCAUUCCUCCGAUCCUCAGCAGGCUGAACGAGAGCUUUCAGGAAGACCGGCGCUUCCCCCACCUGAGACUUCAGCAGGCACUCUUCAGUCCCUGGAGGAUCGUUAAAGAAGGUGGCAUCGAGCCGACCUUGCGGGGCAUGGUUGCCACGGCGGCAGCGGUGACGGCUCCAGACUCCCUCCUGGUGGAGGAGGUAACGGAGUCGCUGCUGGUUCUGGACUCCCAGCAGAACCUGGAUCUGGCUGCUCUGAACCUGCAGAGAGGGCGGGACCACGGACUGCCGGGAUACAACGACUGGAGGGAUUUCUGUGGACUGAAGCGCAUCGCGACGUUGGACGACCUGGCAGAAGUCGUGAGAGAUCGCAGAGUCGCUGAGAAGAUUCUUCAUUUAUACCAGCAUCCUGACAACAUCGACGUUUGGCUGGGAGGACUGGUGGAAAACUUCCUGCCCGGCUCCAGAACCGGCCCGCUGUUCGCCUGCCUGAUCGGAAAGCAAAUGAAGCUUCUGCGUGACGGAGAUCGGUUUUGGUGGGAAGCGGACGGCGUGUUCACCCGGCAGCAGCGGGAGCAGCUGUGGAAAACUUCUCUGUCUCGGAUCAUUUGUGAGAACUCGGACAUCCAGGAGAUUCCUGCGGAUCCUUUCAGGCUGGCUCGGUACCCGGCCGGCUUCCUUCACUGCAGCGCUGUCCCGGCCCUGAGCCUGGAGGCCUGGAGAGACGAUCCGAGUCUCGGCCUGCGACUGUGUGGCUCUCCGUGGCCCGUAGACAACGGAGAUUUCCUGUUUUCCUCCAGAUCUGGAAAGCUGACGGCUCAGUACGCCUGUUUCCAUGGUUUCCAGCUAGAGGGCGCCACUGAGGCGGUGUGUGAAGGAGGCGUGUGGAGCGCUGACCCGCCUCGCUGCUCAGCUUCUCAGCCCCUGAUGAUGUGAGGAGGGCCGCCGAGCAGCAGGUCAGAGGUCAGAGGUCAGCGCCUGGGACUUCCUCACCAAGUCCCUGUUCAGCUCCGCCGUCCUGCAGAACGCUUCGUGUCUCACCUUCCAGAAGCUGAGUCUGUUUUUAGUCUCAGCAGGACCAACUGAACGCUCACUGAAUUCUAAUAUUUCUUGCUAAACAUUAAAAUCUGUCAUAAAUUCUGA
Xiphophorus hellerii (green swordtail) is the source of this 3686-nucleotide messenger RNA. Its product is annotated as thyroid peroxidase-like. Gene Ontology annotation, molecular function: heme binding; peroxidase activity. Gene Ontology annotation, biological process: response to oxidative stress. The transcript is spliced from 13 exons. NCBI's taxonomy places the organism in Eukaryota, Metazoa, Chordata, Actinopteri, Cyprinodontiformes, Poeciliidae. The coding region runs from base 1065 to 3479 and encodes 804 amino acids. The record is from RefSeq and is a predicted model, not a curated record.